This is a messenger RNA of Oldenlandia corymbosa var. corymbosa, 1290 nucleotides long. NCBI's taxonomy places the organism in Eukaryota, Viridiplantae, Streptophyta, Magnoliopsida, Gentianales, Rubiaceae. The record is from the annotation of a GenBank genome assembly.
UUUUUUUAAAAAAAAAAUUUAUGAAAAUUAAAUACUGGCUGAUGAACAAAUAACAAUAUUGGUUUUCUUAAAAAAAAAAACCCUAAUCAGAAAAACUGAAACCGACUUGAGCAGAAAGAAAUCCCCCGGCUCUCAACCGCGAAAAGAAAAUAAAAAAACAAUAAAUAAAUACAGAAACUUGGAAAACUAGCAAGCACCCUAGAUUGUUCCCGAAGCUAAGCGAAAGGAUGGGUUGGAUCUGGACAGACGACGACGACGACGACGGCGGCAGCGUUCGCCACCGCGACUCCCACCGUUCCUCCUCCUCUGACGGUGGCCUUUGCGCCACCAGAAAAGUAAUCAAAUCCCAGUGCCGAACCGAGGAAGUUGAGCCCGGAAGAUUUAUGAGGAAGUGUGAGAAAAUCGAGGAGGUUCUUAAAGACUGUGUUGGAAGGCCCACUGAAGUUGUGCAAUCAAAUAAAGAGUAUACUGAGGAAGAUGUUACCCAUCAGAUGUCUAAGGGUUCUUUUGCUAUGGAGUCUCCCGGAGGACCUGUGCCAUUUGACUUCCCCGGUCUACGCAGUGACAUUGAAUCCAUUGAACGCAGCUUAUUUAGCAGCUUUGGUAACUUUUUCAAAGCAGCUGAAGAGUUAACAAAUGACUUCUACUCCAUGUUUGGAACUUCUGGUAGUCCUCACGUCCAUGAAGGCAAUGUUUCACGUGGAAGUAGUAGGAGUCGGGGGAUCCGUGUUGAAGCCCCUGAAGGGCGACCUUCUAGUUCGAGGCAUUCAGAUGGAGAUGUUGAUCUAUCUGGAUUUUCUAGCGAUGUCUGAAGGCAAAUCAAUGCUUUGGUCGAUUGAGAAACUGUACUGAUGUACUUUUGGCUUAUUUUUGAAAAACAAGAAGAGGAAUGCCUUCACAAGCUGGCCUCUCUGCUCUUUUCAAAUAGUCUGAUAAUUUCUAGCUGUUAGAUUUCGAUGCCGUUUUGAAGCUUGUUUUUCUAAUAGGUUAUCCACUUGUUUCUGUAUAUUCGGAUUCACUUUCUGUUUCAAAUAUGUUUUUCUUUUGGACCUUUAUGAAGGCCAGCAUUUGAUAUUUGAAAUUAAAUAAUGGUGCUUCAAAUAUCUCGUGGAUAUUCCCUGAGUUUGUUUAGUUGAUGCAUUAUUGCACACGAGUGAUUGGAGAAUUUCUUAGCUGUUACCGAUAUCGUAUUACUCCUUGCUGGAUGAUGAUGGUUGAAACUGAGGCCGUGUUAAGUUUCAAACUUUCAAUUGAGAUGCGUCAAUUUGUACGUCUAUACUCUGUAGUCAG